AUGUUCAUUGUUACGCUCGGCAUAGUCGCAGCAGCGAUUUACCUAGGUCUGAAGUACCUCUACUCACACUGGGACCGGUACGGAAUUCCAAGUUUGAAGCCAAACAUUCCCUUCGGUAAUAUCGAAACGGUGGGCAAGAAAACCGAAUCGUUCGGCGUCGCAGUCAACAAUCUGUAUCACGGAACGAAAGGUCAACUGGUCGGAAUCUACCUGUUUUUCCGUCCGGCCAUUUUGAUUCGAGAUGCCCACUUGGCCCAUCGGAUAAUGACAACGGAUUUCAAGUUCUUUCACGAUCGCGGAGUGUACUACAACGAGGAAGGUGAUCCAUUUACUGGGCAUUUGUUCGCAUUGCCAGGCAAACGAUGGAGAGCUUUGCGUAAUAAAUUCACUCCGACGUUUACUUCCGGUCAGCUACGGCACAUGUAUCCCACUAUUCUAUCGAUCGGGUACAAAUUUCAACGGUAUCUGGAACCAGCAGCAUCCAAAAAUGAAAUUGUGGACAUGCGCGCACUUCUCUCUCGUUUCAUGCAGGAAGUUGUGGCAAGCGUUUUCUUCGGUUACGAAGCUAACUGCAUCAAUAAUCCAAAUGAUGAUUUCACUCGAAUCAUGGAUUUUGUGCAAAAGGACAAUAUUUCUAUCAACUUUCGUUCGGCAGCUACAUUCUUGUGUCCUGGUUUGCUAAAAAUUACCGGAAUAUCGGGGCUGGAACCGGAAGUGAAGGAGUUUGUAACGAAGAUAAUUACCGAACAGGUUGAGUAUCGCGAAAAAAAUAACGUUCAACGAAAGGAUUUUAUCCAACAGCUGAUUGAACUUCGACGAGAGGACAGUAAGAACAAGGAAGUUAUGCUAAGCUUGGAAGAAUGUGCAGCCAACAUUUUCCUGUUCUACAUUGCCGGUUCGGACACAUCAACCGCUGCGAUUAGUUUUACCUUGCAUGAGCUCAGCCAGAGUCCGGCCAAUAUGACGAAACUUCAAAAUGAGAUUGAUGAAAUGCUGCAAAAAUCCAACGGAGUGGUAGCGUACGAUGUAGUGAAGGAGAUGAAAUUCUUGGAUCUAUGUCUUAAGGAAACUUUGCGGAAAUAUCCGGGUCUUCCGAUCUUGAACCGUGAAUGCACUGAAGAUUAUCAAGUUCCACACUCUAAAGUGGUGAUCCGGAAAGGAACUCAGUUGAUUAUUCCCUUGCUGGGAUAUGGUAUGUCUGAGGAGUAUUUCCCGGAGCCAUCACGUUACGCACCGGAACGGUUUGCGGUCGAAAGCCAGAAUUAUGACGAAAAGGCUUACUAUCCUUUCGGGGAAGGUCCACGAAACUGUAUUGGACUUCGCAUGGGAUCAAUGGUUUCGAAGAUAGGCUUGGUGCUGCUGCUGUCGAAAUAUAACUUCGAAGCUACUCGAGACGCAAAAUUCAAUUUUAUGCCCUCCAUGGUUACGCUAAUACCGCAAGGAGGCAUUCCGCUGAAAAUAACACCCCGAAAAUAA
Molecule: messenger RNA, 1476 nt
Organism: Sabethes cyaneus
Lineage: Eukaryota; Metazoa; Arthropoda; Insecta; Diptera; Culicidae
Product: cytochrome P450 6d3-like
Exons: 2
Coding region: 1-1476 (491 amino acids)
Molecular function (GO): monooxygenase activity; iron ion binding; oxidoreductase activity, acting on paired donors, with incorporation or reduction of molecular oxygen
Source: RefSeq, a predicted model, not a curated record